GAAGAAGUUUGAUUCCUGACAAUAAUGGAUGACGAUGCAGCCCCAAGACGAGCUCCACCCCCCAGGCCAUCUGUGUUGCCACAGUAUAAUGUGCCUAGACCAGUGGUACCAGAAGUUUCACUGAUGUUUGACAGUGAGGACAGCCUUAUUUGGCAACAACCAAAAUCCAGCCUCCCAGCUAGCCUGCAACAAAAAAUGGAUGUACCAUUCACGAAAGCAGGUAGUACAGUGGCAAACCAGAGAAUACCAGUGAUCUCAGCAGUUAAUAACCCAGGAAAGCAGGCUUUUGCUGCUGGACCUCCAAGGGAUAUUCAGGGUUCUCAGUCUACAACACAUUUUAAGAAUAGGACAGAGGAAAAUCACCCAAGACCAAAAUUACCAUUGCAGAGCAAGGCAGAAGGCCAGUUUCAUAGAGAAGCCAGUGGAUCACCAGUACUUAAAAAUCCAAUAAUAAGUGAAAAGCAUUACAACCCUCUGAUUUAUAGCCCAUCUCAGAAAAAUGAAGUGUUAACUCCCCAGACACAGAACACAGUCAGUUCUCCAUCGUAUGAAGAUUCAGCCAUGCUGAGUAAGAGCUCCUGGCCAUCACAAGUAACAACAAAAUCAGUCCACUUUUAUAAAAAUCCUGUGAUGAGUGAUGAAGAAACCCCACUUCACUUAAAACGAAUGGAACAGCAUCAGAGAUGUUUACAAAUCAUAGUAGUAGACUUAUACCCCAUGGAGGUCAGUCCUCUCAUCGUCCAUUUAGGGGAGAUGAAGUUACCCAUCAAUCAGAUCAUGUUUCUAGUAGAGUAA
Molecule: messenger RNA, 795 nt
Organism: Penaeus vannamei (Pacific white shrimp)
Lineage: Eukaryota; Metazoa; Arthropoda; Malacostraca; Decapoda; Penaeidae
Source: RefSeq, a predicted model, not a curated record